AUGUAGACUUCAAUCUACAUUUAAUUGACAAUUAACUAAGAAUAUGGACUUGUGUACCAACAUCAAAAGAUCCAGUGCCUAAUUUGGACUUCCUAAAAUCCUUCUUUGAAUUUCGUAUUUUUUUAUAUUUUCACUGUGGCUUCUGGGGAAACUGUGUAUCACAAGUCAAACUGAGACGCCAUAUGGACCCUUGAAUUUUCUUGUGAAACAUGAACCGCAAUGGGUGGUGGCUAAUAAGCUAAUAUGAGCACUUACAAACCAGGUGGGAAUAUGAAUUUCUCUUCUAAGGUAGACAUCAUUAAGAGCUGUUAGUGAUUGUAAUUUGUAAGAGAAGAAAAAGACAAAUGUUGGCACUUGAUUGUUUUACAAUAGGGAGGGACUUUUUGCAAGUCAGCGGUUGAGAGUAAAGCUGGGAUAAGACAGUGAAGUGUGGUAGAAAUGGUACGGUUGAUAAUGGAAUUGAGGAUAUGUUCCAUUCUGAAUGUUCCUUCCACUUUGUACGUGGCUGUUAUAUCCUCCCUUGAUUAAAAGUCUUUUCCAGUUAAAAAGCGAAGCAAAGUAAAUUAUUCCUUUUUGAGUCCUAUAAAAAGGUGUCUUAGGCUUCUUGGUAUUUCACACCACAAAUUUAAGGAUAUACAGAGAUUUUCUUGGAAAAUUUUUGAAAUGUCUAGCAGUUCUUUUCAAAGCUCUGAACAAUAUGAACUGGAUUGCCAACAUCUUCAUAAUUAUUUAUCUGGCAAUGGUGCAAUCAACUACCAAAGGCUUGUGGAGAUGUUCGUAUACAGAAAUUCUCAUGAAUUUAAGUUCAUUUGCCAAACUUACAGUGCUCUUUAUGGCCAGAAUGUUCUUCAUGUCGUCUCAAAUAUUCAAAGGAAUAAUCCAUUUGCUAGGGCAGCUUAUCUUCGCAUGAUUGAACGACGAGAGCGUGAUGCUGAAAUAGUGAGGAACUCACUCUUUGGAAAUGGAAGCAGUGUGAAUCUUAACACACUCAUUGAGAUUGCAUGCAGCCGACCUUCUUCGGAGCUGCAGUGUAUUAAGCAGGCCUACCGUUCAAGAUACAAUUCUGAUCUUGAACAAGAUGUCACAACAAAAAUUAAUAGUGGAUUUAAAGAGAUUUUGAUGGCAGUUUUGAAGUCUUGUCGCAACUAUAGUGGGAAAGUGGACAUGAGCAUGGCCAUGUGUGAUGCCAAGACUCUGUAUGAAGCGGUUGAAAGUGGGAGAAGUGUUGACCAAAAAACCAUCAUUUCACUUUUAAGUCAACGAAAUUCUGGCCAAGUUAAAGCCAUUCUCCUCUCUUACAAACAGCUUUAUGGCAAUGAAUUCUCCAAAUCAAUGAAGCAAAGCAAGUGUGGGCAAUUUGGAAAAGAGCUUCGAAUUGUGAUCCGUUGCAUACAAAACCCUGAAAGGUUCUUUGCUAAGCAACUAAGAAUGAAGAAUGCUGAUGCUCGAGAGAUAUUGAUUCGAAUAGUUAUUACCAGGUCCGAGAUAGAUAUCAAAGACAUUAACAGGGCUUUUGCAACAAAAACAGGCAGUUCCCUUGAGAACCUUGUCAGAAGGGAAUUUAACAAUAAUAAAGACAAGACUAAUGACAUUGUAGCUGGAAUCUUGGUUGGACUAGUGAAUCGUAAUUGAAAAAAAGUAAAUGAAAAAA
Quercus lobata is the source of this 1651-nucleotide messenger RNA. RefSeq names its product annexin A13-like. The coding region runs from base 664 to 1632 and encodes 322 amino acids. The record is from RefSeq and is a predicted model, not a curated record. Gene Ontology annotation, molecular function: calcium-dependent phospholipid binding; phosphatidylserine binding; calcium ion binding. Gene Ontology annotation, biological process: response to salt stress; response to cold; response to water deprivation. Lineage: Eukaryota; Viridiplantae; Streptophyta; Magnoliopsida; Fagales; Fagaceae. Gene Ontology annotation, cellular component: plasma membrane; cytoplasm. The transcript is spliced from 4 exons.